Messenger RNA from Thunnus maccoyii (southern bluefin tuna), 500 nucleotides. Its product is annotated as apoptosis-associated speck-like protein containing a CARD. The coding region runs from base 142 to 429 and encodes 95 amino acids. Gene Ontology annotation, biological process: regulation of apoptotic process; inflammatory response; innate immune response. The record is from RefSeq and is a predicted model, not a curated record. Lineage: Eukaryota; Metazoa; Chordata; Actinopteri; Scombriformes; Scombridae. The transcript has 2 exons.
GAGGUGUUCAUACACCCUGCAGCUUUAUGUAAAAACAAAGAGACAGAAAACUUUAGCUUGCGUUCAGCUCGUCUGCAGGAUUUAUUCUGCUUCUUCAACAUCAGAAUAUUCAACACUUGACUCCCUGAGGUGAUCAACUAAAUGCUCAUUGUAGCAUCAGGUCAGCAUUUCGUGGAUCGCCAUCGGACAGCUCUGAUUAACAGGGUGAAAGAUACAGAAGCCAUCCUGGACGAGCUCAAGGACAGGGGGUUGAUCUCAAAUGAGAACUAUGACACUGUGAGAGCUUUGACAACCACACAAAAUCAGAUGAGGGAAAUUUUCAGGUUUCUGAACUCAGCUGGCAGAAGAGGCAAAGACGCUUUCUAUGAAAUCAUGAGAGGGAUGAAACAUCUGAGGCCUCUCAUUUCUGAACUUGAAGGAUCUGGGUAAAGGGACGAAACUGAGGAGAAGCUUCAGACUUCAGCAAGUGGAUGUUUGUCUUUAAAAGCUCAUGGAAAAUU